Molecule: messenger RNA, 1167 nt
Organism: Peronospora farinosa
Lineage: Eukaryota; Oomycota; Peronosporomycetes; Peronosporales; Peronosporaceae
Source: the annotation of a GenBank genome assembly
AUGAGCAGUGACUCGGAAGAUGACGUGGGGCUGGACGAUGAGUUUAUGGUGGAGCUUGGUUUUGUAGGUGACAAAGCAUCGUCACUUGAUUCAAAGCCAUUGCACGGUGAACCAGACUGGACAAAAUGGGAUGGCGGACAAAUUGGUGGACGUCCCAGUUGGUUGUGUCCAUCUCUAGUGGGUAUUCCGUCUUCUAGGCAACUACAAUGCGAGAAUUGCAACAACGUACUGUCCUUUUUGCUGCAAAUUUAUUGUCCAUUGGACGAGGAGGUGGAUGCUUUUCAUCGCAGUUUGUACGUUUUUGUCUGUCGUUCUCCUGGCUGCAGUCGCCAAGGCGAUGGAAAGGCUUUUCGUCUUCAGUUGCCCAAGAACAAUGUGUUUUAUGCAGCUGAGCCUGGUGCAAUGCAGCUCAAGACAAUUGAAAAUAAGGUGGAUUUAUGUGUGCUAUGUGGACAACGCGCGACAUUUACGUGCAGCGCGUGUCACGUAGCACAGUAUUGUUGCAAGAACCAUCAGAAGGACCAUUGGAUAGCUGGAGGACACAAACAGACUUGUGCACAAUGUUUAGAGGUGCAAUCGUUGGUGGAGGGGGACGAAGUGCGGCAGAAGAUGAUUCAAAAGGGGUCUAUGUGGGUCUUUCCUAGACAAGAUCUGGAGAUUGACCAUGAACCAGAUUGUAGAGAGGCUGCGAACGAAUACGAAGCAAAGAUGAUUGCGGAGUUUGAGAAAACUAAGAACCAGGAAGAAGAUAGCACGGCUUUGGAUAUCACUCAGCAAGAGGUGAAUGAGGCACUAGGCCAUACUAAAGACCAAGACGAGCAAUACGUGCGCUUCCUGACGCGCGUAGCGAUUGCCAAGGAUCAGGUGCUACGUUACUCUCGCUGGAAGAAUGAGGCCGUGCUGUGGGUACACUCGGAAGGUAUGCAGAUGGACGAUGUGCCGCCGUGCGAACGGUGCGGUGGAGAGCGAAAGUUUGAGUUUCAGGUGCUGCCACAGUUGCUAAAUUUUCUGAGUGUGGACCUGAAAAGCUGUCUUGGAGACAUCGCAUCACGUACGUGCGAAUGGGGAACGCUAGCUGUCUAUACGUGUGCAAAGAGCUGUCCACUUGAAACCCAAUGCGCACAGGAGUUUAUACAUUACCAACCAGCCUAUGCUGGCACUAGGUAA